AUGUCGAAGCACCAGCAGGUGCAGUUGCUUGAAGCUGCGUCGAUUUUGGUCGGCAUGAACGACCCGGUUCCCGAAGACGAAGUUCUGGAGCCUUCAAGCUUGCGCAUGCAGAGAAGAUUGUCACUGAGGCCCGAAUCGCUUCGCUUCAGUGACUCCUUUGGCUCCUCUGGCGGCUUCGAAGUCGAGCAAAACCCACAUGCUGCGCUGGACAGAUCUCUUUCCUUUUCUGCCCACCCACCGCUGGCGGUUGAAAUCUCAAGGCUUUAUCCGGGCCAUGUAGGCGGCUACAUUGAUGUCCCUAAACGGGAACAUAUAAUCAAGCGGCGUGAAAGCGAAGUGAAGGAGGAGUCGGAGGAAGCUGCCGAGUCCGACGAAGAGAUAAUCGGCAAGAUGGAGUAG
This is a messenger RNA of Candidozyma duobushaemuli, 399 nucleotides long. RefSeq lists its product as uncharacterized. The record is from RefSeq and is a predicted model, not a curated record. Bases 1 to 399 code for a protein of 132 amino acids. The transcript has a single exon. Lineage: Eukaryota; Fungi; Ascomycota; Pichiomycetes; Serinales; Metschnikowiaceae.